This is a messenger RNA of Drosophila willistoni, 1410 nucleotides long. RefSeq lists its product as uncharacterized. The transcript has 4 exons. The record is from RefSeq and is a predicted model, not a curated record. NCBI's taxonomy places the organism in Eukaryota, Metazoa, Arthropoda, Insecta, Diptera, Drosophilidae. The coding region runs from base 1 to 1410 and encodes 469 amino acids.
AUGGUCACACACUCAGCUGUGCGUGACACGUGGCAUUACGAUCACGAGGCACCGCAGCUGCCGUUCCUAACCUCAAACAACACGCGUGCUACGACACGCGAACAACCGCACCUAAGUGCUACGCCGAUGGCUCCCUGGAAUUUCACAAAUACUCAAACCAGGGCUGCAUCGUACUAUCCAGAAAAGAAGGUCCGGCUUGUAUGGGACGCAGCCGCCCAAUCCAGCGGCAAGGCCCUGAAUGACUACAUCUGGAGUGGUCCAGAUCUCCUAAACUCCCUGUUUGACCUCUUACUCUCAUUCCGAGUGGGACGAGUGGCGAUCUGUGGCGAUAUCGCCGAGAUGUUCCACCAGAUCCGAGUGAGACCAGCAGACACCCAUGCGCAAAGGUUUCUGUGGUUCGACAGCAAAUCCGAGAGGCAAGAGCCUAACGUCUAUGUUAUGGAAGCGCUUACUUUUGGAAUCAAUUGCGCACCCUGCAUUCCACACUUUAUUCGUGACAAAAAUGCAGAUCGAUUCUGCCAACAGUACCCUCAAGCAGCACAAGCCAUGAAGGACUACCACUACGUGGAUGAUUUUAUAUACAGCGGCGACAACUACGUGGAAGUCGGAAACAUCGCAACUCAAGUCAGAGACAUCCAUGCAGCAGGUGGUUUCCACAUACGCAAUUGGUCUUCGAACUCAAAGGAGGUCCUACGAAUACUAAAGAGCGAUUCGCUACUCCCCGAAGCUGUCGAAAUUACCGCAACAGAAAAGGCUGAAGCGCAACGUUUAGACAGCGACAAAACACCAACCAAACGCGAGCUCUUGCAAGUACUUAUGUCAAUGUACGACCCACUCGGCUUCAUCUCAUGCUUUACAAUAGAGCUGAAAAUCCUACUGCAAGAAGUCUGGAGAAGCGGCAUUGGCUGGGAUACUGGUUUGCCCGACGCAUUGUUACCCAAAUGGAUACGAUGGAAACGGAUCCUUACAACAAUCGCCGAAUUGACCAUCCCGAGAUGUUAUUUCAACAGCAGCGAUCAAAUCCAUGAUGUCCAGUUACACACGUUCGUUGACGCCAGCGAAUUGGCAUACGCAGCAGUCUGCUACCUUCGGAUACGCCAGGGGGAAAGAACCUACCUCAGCUUCGUGGCCUCCAAGGCGAAAGUGGCACCGUUGAGUCCACUAUCUAUACCAAGGAUGGAACUGCAGGCCGCAGUUAUCGGAGCAAAGCUGAGUAACCGAAUCCAACGCAAUCCAAGAUUGUCAAUUAACUCGAGUUGUUAUUGGUCCGACUCAAAGACUGUUCUCAAAUGGCUUCGUAUGGAUCCACGAAAGUUUCAGCAAUUCGUCAUGCACCGCGUGGGCGAAAUACUGGAAUUCACAAACAUGAAAACCAGCUCCUACGUACCCGAGGGCGAGCAGAAAACCUAA